AUUAGGGUGACGUCACUUCCGUAAACAAUUGGUUAGCUUCAGCAAUGUGAAGAGUAUUUUUAAUUAAAUAUACAGUAGUAUAAUAUAAAUGGAAAAACUACAAGACGUAAUGUGUCAUCGCGGCAUGUAUGCGGUGAUGUCUGAAGGGGACACUUCAUUAGGAAAGAAAGAAAGCCCUUGCAAAGAAGACGACUCUGCUGUCAAAGAGCCUACGAAUGAGAACGACUUUAAACGAGUUUUAAAAGAAGUGGGACUCACCAGCAAUGCCUUCAUUGGCCCAGCCUUUCCUCCAGAGAAGAACCCAGCCACUCCUGACAUUGAGGACUCACUCAGUGAAUUUUACAAAGAGAUUGAGAAGAUCGAUGCCAAUUCUUUGCCGGAUGACACACAAAAUACAUCUCAAGUAUCUCAAGAAAUACAAGAUACACAUGUGGGACGUUCAGAGAGACAUUUCCACCAGAGAAGCAGUAGACACCAGCAACCAUUUUGGUCCCAUUGGUAUAACAAUGAACCCUACUUCACUCGAAAGUCACACAACAUGAACUCUGAUGGAUUUGAAAGUUCUUGGAGUCAGCCCGAUCAUCAUCAUCAUCAUCAUCAUCAUUCUCCGCAGCCACUUAACCAGACAGUACCCAGAUUCCAUCACCCUCACCCUCCAUUGCACUGGAACCCCCCCAGUGACCACCACUACCAACCUCAGCCUCGUUUCCCGUCACAUGAACGCAACCCACACUAUCAAGAAAUUCACAGUCGCCGUUAUAGAUUUGAUGCUCGUGAUGAUGUAAACACCAAGUGGACCCAAGAUCCGCCUGAAUAUCGCUUUGACGACAGACAACAAAUGUGGGAGCCGCCUCAUCACUCUGGACCCCUGGAUGAGCCGUCCUUGGUGCUCAUCCUGAUGAGGGGACUGCCGGGUUCUGGUAAAUCCACAACGGCAAGGGAGUUGCUCUCAAAGGGUCCCGACGGCUUAAUACUGAGCACAGACGACUACUUUGCAGAUAAAGAUGGAUACCGCUAUGAUCCAGGUCUACUCGGAGCCGCACAUGAGUGGAACCAGAGAAGAGCUUGUGAUGCUAUGCAUGACCGCCGCUCUCCUGUCAUCAUCGACAACACGAACCUGCAGGCGUGGGAGAUGAAGCCCUACGUCACAAUGGCUUUACAGAGAGGAUACAGAGUGGACUUUUGUGAGCCCAACACAAGCUGGAAGUUUGAUCCUUACGAGCUUGAGAAGAGGAACAAACACGGAGUACCUCAAGAGAAGAUCGCACAGAUGCUGGAUCGAUUUUAUUCCCCCAUUUCUGUUGAGGACGUCCUGAGCUCGCAGGAGCCGCAUCACGUCAACCAGAGGCGUCAAGAACGAGCGUUCCCCUCGUGGUCUUAAUGUCGUGUUUCUACUUGGUCUUUCAACCACUAUUUUGUAUAGAUUUGUACAAUUUUUUUUUAUUAUUUUUAAAUUUUUUAUUUUUUCAAUACAUGUGCGUUUUAUACUACGUCCUCACUAAAGAAAGCAUUUUCUUCUGGUGCGUUGAGAUACAGUAAUUUAUUUUUUAGAUCAUAUGAAUGUGUAUUUUUGCCGUUAUAUUAAUCUGUCCACUAGAUGGUGCUAAUGAGUCAAAUUUGAGGAGCAGAUCUCGGGGUUACUGUAGUUUUCACAUGUGAGAUGAAUGUGACAUUGUUUCGUAAUUUUUUGUUAAUAUUUUUACUGAAUGGUUGUUUGUAUUUAUGAUUGACUGGCUGGGAUAGGCUCCAGCUCACCCGUGACCAAUGAGGAUAAGCAGUACAAAAUAACGGAACUUGCAAUAAUGAAUGGUUUCUUUGACACAUAAUUGUAACUGAAAUUACGAGGAAUGAAAACGACAAACAUUUUCAAUAAUUUAGUUUUGUUUUGUCAUUUUAUAAAUUUACAUAGUGAUGGUUGUGUGAACAUUCAAAACAUAAAGCUUAGUAGCUACAGUACUAGCUAGUGG
Molecule: messenger RNA, 1967 nt
Organism: Doryrhamphus excisus (bluestripe pipefish)
Lineage: Eukaryota; Metazoa; Chordata; Actinopteri; Syngnathiformes; Syngnathidae
Source: RefSeq, a predicted model, not a curated record